Messenger RNA from Fusarium fujikuroi IMI 58289, 1323 nucleotides. RefSeq lists its product as uncharacterized. The record is from RefSeq and is a predicted model, not a curated record. NCBI's taxonomy places the organism in Eukaryota, Fungi, Ascomycota, Sordariomycetes, Hypocreales, Nectriaceae. The coding region runs from base 1 to 1323 and encodes 440 amino acids. The transcript has a single exon.
AUGGCGAUCCCGGGUAACGACUUCAUGAAGUCGCUAGAAGAUCUUUUCUCUGAAGCUGGCGCUAAGGGCCGUGACGCGAAAACCGAGUUUAUACACCUGCGUAGCAGCCUCAUUGGCUACAUCGCUACUACGAGCGGCCACGGUUUGACGACUGCCAGAGCCCGAGCGAAAUAUAGUCUCAAGUUCACUGAUGGGACUGAACCCGAGACGCACAUUGCCUUCUUCCCGUCGAGCCACGAUAUUACCGAGAAGCGCCCUCAGUUGGAGGCUGCAACCACUGCGGAGGAGUUUAUUAGCAUCAUUGGCACCGUCUUCAGUGAACAGAGGAGCCGAAGUCGCAAAAAGAAGAGAUCCAGUAGUAAAAGAUCCAAUGCCAGUCCCCCGGAAAGUCCUAUGAACAAUGCCCAGAAAUGCCUUGAGGCAGAGGCUGCGAACAAGGCUCUGCCAACACCUGAUGACAGCCCAAGAAAACGGAUCAAGCUAAACACAAGCAAGAAUAAGAGCGAUGUCUCCGAACCUGCAGUUUUCAGCACUGCACAUCAGUCAAAAGACAAGACUCCCACUCAGGUUCCCAGUCCUGAGGAUACGGUUGACAAUGACGGCACCAGCGUGCUGGGCCCUAUGGAUAUUGAUUCUGGCGCUACCUCGUCUCAAGGCAAGGUAGAAGAGGUGAACGGGGAACAGAACACAGUUGAGGGGCAAAAUAACCAUGACUCUGCUGCCCAAAGGCCUUUACAAGAUCGAGAUAAUACCCGCAUGAACGAUGCCAACACCGAGAGUUUACCAGCAUAUUGCAGGUCGGAUAUUCUCGAAGUUGUCACAGCUGUGGAGGGCAUUGAAGAGCACCAGUGGAAAGACUUCAAACCCAAGCUUCUCGAGAUGCUGGGUCAGAUGCACAAGGAGCCAACACUAGAACAACAUGAAAAGGCACUGAAGCGUCUAAGUAUAGCAAUUGCCCAGACGGAGCAAGAGAGGUCUCUUAUUCCCGUCGAAGCCUGGAAGAGGUACGAGGAAAAGCUUACAGAUGAAACGAAGAAGGGGUUGUUUGAUUGCUUGUGGUCUAGAAGGCUCUUCAAGGUCGGCAAGAUCAUUUACCUACCAGAGGAAGAGGUUGCCAUGGAGAGCCAGUGCUGGAAGCGCCUCAAGGCCGCAGCCCGUAUAUGUGCGAUCCUGAUCGAAAUGACUGCCAAACCAGAGGAACAGGACAACCAGAAGGAUACCGACAUGUGGCUUAUUGAGAAACUUGGAGAUAUCAGCUUUCUGGAGAAACUUUUUGCAUGCAAGGACCGACUUGGGGCGAUCAGGGGACCAGGGAGAGAUUGA